AUGAAUUUAGCCGUUGCCCACUCUCUUGGCAGGUACAAAGUGAAAUUCAAUCCAGAAAAGAUAGACACGAUGAUUGUGCAGGCUGUUUCUCUUUUGGACGACUUGGACAAGGAAUUGAAUAAUUAUGUGAUGAGAUGCAGGGAGUGGUACGGAUGGCAUUUCCCAGAAUUGGGAAAAAUAAUUCAGGAUCAUCAAGCCUUCGCAAAAGUAAUCAAAGCUAUCGGUAUGCGACAAAAUGCUAUUAACGUCGAUCUUUCGGCGAUUCUCCCUGAAGAAUUAGAAGCCAAGGUGAAAGAGGAAGCCGAAAUCUCGAUGGGUACGGAUAUCUCUGAAUUAGAUCUCAUUCAUAUCAGUGGAUUGUGUGAUCAGAUAAUCGAUCUUUCUCAGUACAGGGCUCAACUCUUCGACUACCUCAAAAAUCGGAUGACUGCGCUCGCACCAAAUUUAACAUGCCUUCUUGGAGAACUCGUUGGAGCGCGGCUCAUCUCACACGCUGGAUCUCUCGUUUCAUUAGCUAAAGCACCCGCUUCUACGGUUCAAAUUCUUGGCGCUGAAAAGGCCCUGUUUCGUGCCCUCAAAACCAAAAAGGAUACCCCCAAGUAUGGUCUUAUAUAUCAUGCCCAACUGAUCACUCAAGCUCCAGCGAAGCUGAAGGGAAAAAUGGCCCGUAAACUUGCUGCAAAAUGUGCUCUCGCAACUCGCAUAGAUGCCUUGGCAGAUGAUUCGAGGGGAGCUGAGGUGGGAAUGGAGUGCAGAGCAGGUCUGGAAGCUGUUCUCCGUGGAGAACAAGAACGUGGACCGAAGAAAAUAAGUGGUGGCUCUCACAAGCAUGAGAAAUAUCACUUUAAGAGCGAAACAUUUGAAUAUGACGCUGCUAACGAUGUUCCCAAGAAGCCCGUGAAGCGACGGUUCGAGGAUGAAGAGGAGGAGCCUUCAUCGAAAAGGGUUAAGGUUGAGGAAGAAGGCGAAGAGCCUGAAGCUGUUCCAAAAUCU
This is a messenger RNA of Ostertagia ostertagi, 993 nucleotides long. The record is from the annotation of a GenBank genome assembly. Lineage: Eukaryota; Metazoa; Nematoda; Chromadorea; Rhabditida; Trichostrongylidae.